GGUACACAUGUUGGACAACCGCGUUGCGUAGACGUAGAGCCCUUCCAACACGAAUACAAUAUAUACAUAGACUGGUAUAAUCAUCAGACAUAAAGCAUAUUCAAUAUAUAUUCCUCUGUGUUCCUCCUUUAUACAUAAUCCAAGGCUCUGUUUGGUGCUCAAGACUUGCAAGUUUCAACCUUUUGUUGCCUUGUUCUCUUGUCCUUUGCUUCUCAACCACCCAAACCAACACAAACGUCCACCUAUUAGAAAACCAAGAAACACCCAGAAUCCAAAGGAACACCCAGUAACCCAGAGCUCCCGGAUCUGUUUCAUAAGCAAUCAAUCAUGGCGGCCCCUCAGGUUCUUCAGCGAGAAGAUGACCUUCUCCGUUCAUCCCCUCUCUUUGACCCCCGAAAAGGGGCAGGAGAUAGUGCAAAGUCCCAUGGGAUGUCAAUUGAGAAGAAGAUCGAGUUUCUCGAGAGCUUGACUGGAACGGUUCGCAACCGACGGUCUCGCAGAUGGUUAAAUGAUCGUCUUCUUAUGGAGCUUGUUCCUCGUUUAAAUGCAGAAGAAAUUAAAGGCUUGUUUGCACCCCCACCUUGGGGUGAUGACGUACCGCUGUCACCAUUUUGCAUGACUAAUAAUGGAGAGUGGGACAAAUUUAGGAAUAUAGACAUGGAUAAAGAGGCUAAUAUUAUUGACGCCUCAAAAGCAUCAGCCUCAAAAAGGACUGGUCGUGUUGAUGCUGAUAAGAUGGCUGUCUUGAAUGCAUGGCACAGAGUUAAUUGUCGAACAAGGGAGGCACUUCGCCGUAGCUUUCUUUUGGAACUUAUUGAGGGCUAUGAGGAGUGCAUACGAGCCUUCAUCACAGACAGUGGAGACGGGGAUGUUCUUGUGCUUCGCGUUCAUGACCCUUUUCAUAGAUUGUUGCUACAUGGAGUCUGUGAGUUCUACAACUUGGUCUCGGUGACGGUUACAGAGUCGAAGGAUGCAAAGGCGGCGAAGAUGACUAGGAUAACGAAGAAGAAGAAGGGAGCUGCUGAGCUCCCAAAUAUCACCAUGACACAUUUUCUGAGGAUGUCCAAGGAAGGAGUUUGGUGAUUCCAUUGGGCGGGGCAGCUCAGAUUCAUGUCAAUAUAAUAAAAGCGUGCAUGGUUUAGCUUUGUGUACGUGAAUGUAUCAUAUUCAAGCCCCUAAUUAUCUGCAAAAGUAGUUAAUUUACAUGUAGAUUUGAAAAAGCUAGUGUGUGAAUGUUUGUUUCAUUUCCAUCAAUCAACAAAAUAAGUUGAUUAUUGUAGCUAGGUGUUUAGGGAUCAAUAAGGACAAAUUUACUUUUCAAUGUUAUUUUUUUUU
Messenger RNA from Alnus glutinosa, 1335 nucleotides. RefSeq lists its product as uncharacterized. The record is from RefSeq and is a predicted model, not a curated record. Lineage: Eukaryota; Viridiplantae; Streptophyta; Magnoliopsida; Fagales; Betulaceae. Bases 328 to 1083 code for a protein of 251 amino acids. The transcript is spliced from 7 exons. Gene Ontology annotation, molecular function: nucleic acid binding.